This is a messenger RNA of Rubroshorea leprosula, 1235 nucleotides long. The record is from the annotation of a GenBank genome assembly. NCBI's taxonomy places the organism in Eukaryota, Viridiplantae, Streptophyta, Magnoliopsida, Malvales, Dipterocarpaceae.
AUUUCUAUUGUUUGCGGCUUUUUUCCGAGCAUUUUGAGAUUUUUUUAAAUAGAAAAAAAAUCCCCACCUUAUUGCCCAGCUUUUGUGCUGCUGUUUUGGGGAAAAAUUUGAGCUUGGUUUCUCAUAUUUUUCCAUUUUGUUUUGUCGUGUAAAUCUGCCUUGUAAAACCACCAAAUGUAGGGUCUUUUUGGAGCUAUUUUAAAAGGGUAGAGGUAAUCAGGAUGUGUAGGGAGAGGUUGUUUCUUUGGUUAAGAAACUUGAUAUUGGAAUUAGAAAUUAAUUUAGUUAAAUGGGGUAUUUUGUAAUCUUGUUUGUUCUUUGAUGUGGCUUAGGUUGGAAAUCACCUCAAGUACCUUGACUUAUUGAAUUCCUUGUUUGUCGUAUACCUACAAGGCGAGAUAAGUAAAAGUAUGGUAAUGCCUUUGGAUUUAAGGUAAAAGUUUUUGAAAGCAUAUUUCUGAUGGUUUUUAAAAUGAUGGCGAGACUAAACCCAUUUUACACAAACAAGAGCAUGAUUGGUUUGAAAUAAAAUUAUUAUCAUUUUCAUUGAAUUGAGCAUGCCUACUUGGAGUUUACUUGACUACCUUGAUGAUUUGGAAAUUAUUUGUAAAUUAUGGUUUUCUUGUUAAAUCUCGCAUGGUUUUGUCUCCAAUAUGGUCAUGUUUUACUGUGCCCGCUAGUAGGAGGUUUAUAAACGUUAGCACAUGUUGACAUGUUACUUAUGGAACUGGUUCAUUCUUGUUAUACUUGUUGUCCUGCUAGUGGGAUUAUAUACUAGUAAAUCUUGUGCCCAUCAGUGGGAGGUUUAUAAACGUUGGCCAUGACCUAUAGAGGAGACGUCUAUUUCAUUCCCGUAAUUGUACCCAUUUUUCUUGAUACUUGGUUACACUUAUUGGCAUGCUAUAAAUUUUAAUUAAGGGUUAUUCAUAUUUUUACUUCCUAAGUUAUUUCACAUAGUUUUUUUUCCUUUGUCCACCAUUUCAAGUAGUGUGACCCAAGACGUGGAAAACCAAGGGGAGUGAUGAGCUAGAAGGCUAGCCAUUGUAUUUUGGACGUAGAUUUUGAGUUGUAGAUUAUUUUUUGUAAGCUAGAUUUUAUUUUGAAAUAUCGAUCUAAGUUUAUGUGGACUGUUAGUAAUGAAUUUAACAAGUUCUGAGCUUUGUGCAUUUGCGGGAUCCUCUCACAAGUGCAUGGCGUUUGUUUCGCUCUCGGUUUUGGGGUGUGACAUGAUGUUU